UUUACUGUACUUCAAAAGAUUUCAAAUAUCAACUAUAACAUCCACAAUACAUCUUCUCCUUUUAGGAAUGACAUCCAGUGCAGGGAUGCCACAAUUCUACCAUCCAGGACCCAGUGAGUUUGCCCUGGCUCCAAGUGUUGACUAUCCAUUCACAGGACUGUUAUCUCCAUACAGCUCUAGACCAAGCAUGUCGGUGCCUCUACCAUCAACACCUGCAGACAUACAAACCAACACCAGCCCCUUAACUCCAGUUGCAGAAAACAGAUUCAUCGAUUCCUCCCCAGUGUUCAACACUCCGCUGCCAUUUGAAACACUGAUGAGCAACUUACAAGAACUGCUGGCUGCAGAUCAUCAUGCCAAAAAUGCAAAGAAAGCCACAGAAGCUGCUUGCACACAGUCCAGUGUUGGUCCAGCCUGCUUUUCAACACCCACUGAAGAUGUCUGGCAAAAACAACACGACACAAGCUUCAACAGCAGUAUCCACUCCAACACACCUGAAGCUGUUCCAUAUUCCAACAACCAGAUGGUGCCAAACAUAUCUGUAACACCCUAUCCCAUUGGGUUUAACAUGCCAGCCACUCAAUAUCCCACCAACUGGAUCGUGCCUAACACAUCUGCUAUGGAAUCAACAGCAUAUCCCACCAACCAGGUCGUGCCUAACAUAUUAUCUUCAAGUUCGCCAAGUUCCUCUGAAGCUGAAUAUCCCACUGAGCAGGCUAGGAUUGCCGCUCGCGAACAUGCCCUGAAAGUGAAGUUCAGUCAGCUGGCCAAACACCAGACGAUGAGUCCACAGGUGAAGGAGCUCUCUGACUUCCUGCAGACUCAGUGCGCGCAGAUCGAGAUGUACCGAUUGCAGCAGCUGACGGAAACAUCGUACCCACACCACAAGGAAUGGCUGAAUGGUCAGUGUGACUCGCAGCUUCACCAGCUGAUGGACAGAGUAGAGGUGUCGCUACAGGUUCUCGAGAAGUGCGCCACAGACAACGGCAGACGCCAUGACGGGAGCCGACGCAAGAUCCCCGAGAGCGUGUCGCGAGUGUUCGAGGCGUGGUACCAGGCAAACGUGCACCACCCAUACCCGACUGCCGAGAUGUGUCUGCAACUCGCCGAUACCACAGGGAUGAAGGUGCAGCAGGUUCGCAAGUGGUUUUCCAACAAACGGUGUCGAUCCAAGGUGUUGCAAAGAAGUAUGGGAAAAAGCCUGGAUGAAGGAGUGACUAUUCAAAUGCAUUAACCAAGUAACUGAUCUAUUGAUGGUGUCAAAAACAAAGAACUUGUGAAAAUGUGUUAUCUGAAUCAACAGUGAUUUCUUUUGAUAUGUAGUUUUGUAUAUAUCAUGUUUUAAUGUAAAGUGCUACACUACACCUAUAAACUAUUUAUACUUAAAUCUAAUGAGUGCUACAUAAUGUGC
This is a messenger RNA of Gigantopelta aegis, 1411 nucleotides long. RefSeq names its product homeobox protein 4-like. Bases 68 to 1234 code for a protein of 388 amino acids. Gene Ontology annotation, biological process: regulation of DNA-templated transcription. NCBI's taxonomy places the organism in Eukaryota, Metazoa, Mollusca, Gastropoda, Neomphalida, Peltospiridae. The transcript has a single exon. Gene Ontology annotation, molecular function: DNA binding; DNA-binding transcription factor activity, RNA polymerase II-specific. The record is from RefSeq and is a predicted model, not a curated record.